Boeremia exigua is the source of this 1446-nucleotide messenger RNA. RefSeq names its product Lactonase, 7-bladed beta-propeller-domain-containing protein. Gene Ontology annotation, molecular function: 6-phosphogluconolactonase activity; protein binding. The coding region runs from base 47 to 1246 and encodes 399 amino acids. NCBI's taxonomy places the organism in Eukaryota, Fungi, Ascomycota, Dothideomycetes, Pleosporales, Didymellaceae. The transcript is spliced from 3 exons. The record is from RefSeq and is a predicted model, not a curated record.
CCUUCACUGUCUCUUUUUUCCAAAACUAUCAUCAGUAAUUUAGAUCAUGUAUUCACUCAUUUCAAGCUAUUCACUCAUAGCCGCACUCUUCCUAGGCACCACCAGUGGCCAGCAGCUCUUCGCUGCGCACUCAGAUGGUAAUGUCACCACACUCGCACUUACUGGAACUGGCAAUGCAUCGAGACUUUCUGUCACAUCCGUAUCGUCAGCAUGCGAUGCAAACCCGGCAACGUUGAACUUGGAUUACUCAAAGCGUAUCCUGUACUGUCUUGAUCGAGGCAGGGGUACGAGCCAAGGCUCCCUCAACUCCUUCUCUAUCGACGCUGCAGGGAAGCUCAACAGAAUUGCACGUGUGAGUGCGCCUCCUUCGGGCGUCACUGCCGAGUUCUUCGACGUCCCGGGAACUGGGGUACGUGGCUAUGUAUCUGCCUCUUACAACAGGAGUGCCAUUGGAGUGUUUCGUCUUGGUGAAAAUGGCGCCCUCACGGAGCCACUCCAGACCAUCCUUCCUAAUCUCACAUCGAUUGGCCCAGUACCUUUGAGACAGGACCGCAGCUACUUGCAUCACGUCAUUCUAGACCCGACUGGUGAGUUUCUACUCAUGGCCGAUCUUGGGGGUGACCAGAUUCGUGUCUUUACAUACAACAAACAAACUAUUGCCCCUUUGAAAGAGCUAGCUCCACUCGUUACAGGACGUGGAGUAGGACCGCGGCACGCAGUCUUUUGGCGCUCUCCGAAAACCCAACAACUGUAUCUGUUCUUCAACGGUGAGCUCGACCAAAGGAUCUAUACUUACCGCGUCAAAUACACGAAGGGGGGUAUUUCAUGGACACUUGUGUCUUCAAUCGCUUCCAUUGGCGACCAUCUCCCAGCGACAACAUCGCCCACAAGUGAGAUUGCAGUUACACCCGAUGGUCGUUUCGUGAUUGUAUCGAACCGCGACGUGUCCUUCGCUGCCUCAACCAUAAACCGUAGCGCACCCAGUGAUACUCUCUCGGUCUUCUCUAUCAACUCCAAUGGCACUCUUAAGGCGAUCCAGCAUACCCCAUCAGGAGGAUAUUCGCCUCGCCAAUUCAUGAUCAACAAAGCCGGUGACAAGAUUGCCGUCGGCCAUCAGAACAAUAACACGGUCGUUGUAUGGAAACGUAACGUCGAGACGGGGUUAAUUGUUACUGAGGCUGAAGGCGGAAAAUUGGGCGUCGCGACUCUAACAGGAGCUGUUGUGUACGCACAGUGGGACGAGUAGAACGUCUUCUAUCUGCAUAGUGUGGGUCUGUAAUCUUACACAACAAUAUUCGACAUUACGAUUGGACAAAUGAAGUGUUUUCAAAGUGUUCUCAGUAUACUACGAAGUGCUUGAGUUAAGAUCAUUACUUUCUGUACGUAUCAUAUAUACCUAGGUAGUGUGAUGCAGAGAUACUUGCGAUAGGGGCCGUUGAAAUCACA